This is a messenger RNA of Cucurbita maxima (winter squash), 486 nucleotides long. RefSeq lists its product as uncharacterized. NCBI's taxonomy places the organism in Eukaryota, Viridiplantae, Streptophyta, Magnoliopsida, Cucurbitales, Cucurbitaceae. The transcript has a single exon. The record is from RefSeq and is a predicted model, not a curated record. Bases 1 to 486 code for a protein of 161 amino acids.
AUGAGCGAUUUUGGACUUUUGAGCUAUUACUUGGGUAUUGAAGUACGACAAAGCAGUGAACCAAUCACUUUAUGUCAGGCCGGAUAUGCAAGAAAAAUCCUAGAGAAGCUAGGAAUGGGGGAGUGCAAUCCUUGUUCGAUUCCCAUGGAACCAAGAAUGAUGAGCAAACAUGGGAAUGGAGAACCUGCGGUUGACAAAACACUUUACAGAAGUGUUAUUGGAAGCUUACGCUAUCUGGUUAAUACCUGGCCCGACAUAGCCUACUCAGUUGGUAGAUACAUGGAGGCACCAACAACUUCACAUCUCACAACAAUAAAACAAAUAUUGAGGUAUGUGAAAGGUACUCUAAGUUUUGGUUGUGUUUAUAAGAAGCUAUCGAAUGUGGAGCUGGUAGGAUUUAACGACAGUGAUAUGGCUGGGGAUAUUGAUGAUAGGAAGAGUUCAACUGGAGUGUUGUUCUAUUUGAGAGUAAAUCCAAUAACCUAG